AUGGCGGCCCGCAGGUUGAGGCAGUUGCUACGCGGCGGCGGCGUCUCCUCCUUCUCUCAGCUCGUCCCCGGCCCCUGGCUCUCUCGGGCCGCCUGUUGCCGCCGCUACAGCAGCAGCAGGAGUAGCAGGAGCAGCCUGUACGACCAUGUGAGGGAUGGCUACUCCGAUAGGCCUUGCCUGGACAUGGGCACCGUCUGCGCCCGCACACAGGCCGUGCUGGACAACGUGGGGCAACGCAAGGGGGAGCUGACCGGGCCGGACGUGUCUGACAUCGUGUCUACGUGGCAAAAAUUAACAAAAGUAAAAGAGGAAAUUGAGAAGUUGGAGAAUGAGAAAAGCGAUAUCAGUGUUUCAGUUAAAGCUCUUCUGGAUAAGGAAAACAAAAAAACACUUCAAUCACAUCCUGAUUUCUCACGGCUGCGAAAACGGGGGAAGGAAAUUCGCUUGGAAUUAAAUGUACUCUAUGAUCAAGAGAAUCAGCUGGAUGAACGAUUCUAUCUGAAAGCAUUGAAGCUACCCAACUGGACUCAUCCUAGUGUGCCCAUAGGUGACGAAAGCCAGGCUGUUGUGGUUGAAAUGGUUGGGGAGAAACCAGUGUUUGAUUUUAAACCCAAGGGUCAUUUGCAAAUUGGCGAGGAUCUGGACAUUAUCAGACAAAGGCGGCUCUCGCAUGUGUCCGGUCAUCGAUCCUACUACCUCCGAGGAGCAGGCAGCGAACUGCAGCUCGCCUUGGUCCAAUUCACAAUGAACAAGCUGCUUAAGAAGGGAUUUGUUGCAAUAACCGUUCCAGAUAUGCUGAAAGGGGCUGUGUUUGAGGGCUGUGGGAUGAGGCCCAACGCCAAGUCCUCCCAGGUUUACCAGCUCGACCCCACUCGCUUUGAAGACCUCUCUCUCGCGGGGACAGCCGAAGUCGGCAUCGCAGGGUACUUCAUGGAUCAUGCCGUUAACAUCCAGGAUCUGCCCAUGAGGAUGGUGUGCAGUAGUACUUGUUACCGUGCAGAGACAGACACGGCCAGGGAGCCUUGGGGUCUCUACAGAGUUCACCACUUCACCAAGGUGGAGAUGUUUGGAGUGACGGCUGCAGAGACUGGAACCGAGAGCACGGAGUUACUGGAUGAGUUUGUGUCGCUGCAGAAAGAAAUCUUCUCUGAUCUUGGACUCCAUUACAAACUCCUGGAUAUGCCAACUCAGGAACUUGGGCUGCCUGCUUACCGCAAGUUUGACAUCGAAGCCUGGAUGCCCGGAAGGGGAGAUUACGGAGAGAUUUCCAGUGCCUCUAACUGCACAGAUUACCAAAGCAGAAGGCUGAAUAUCAUGUACUAUGAUGAAGCACCUCUGUUGAAGCAUGCUCACACUGUCAACGGGACAGCGUGUGCGGUUCCCCGCACUCUGAUCGCUCUGUUGGAAUGUAACCAGAGGAAGGAUGGAAGUGUUCGUGUCCCGACGGUCCUGCAACCGUACCUCGGAAGAGAAGGGAUCACUCACCCCGGACACAGCCCCCUGCGUUAUAUUGGACCCAACCAGUACCAGAGGAAUCUUAGCAAGACGGAAUGAGGUCCAGAUGCAUCUCAAGUCGAGUCAAGUUUAUUCGUCACACACACGUACGAGAUGCGCAGUGAAAUGAAAAGUGGCAAUGCCCGCGGACUUUGUGCAAAAAACAAACAAACAAACAACCAGAAUAGAAUUUGAGGAUCCCUUCAAUCUACUGGCUGUGAUUCAGUGAAACAGCAGCUAUGGAGGCUUGAUGGGAGACCAUUGGACUCUUUGGACAACCUCCGGUUUUUCUCUCUCACUCUCCCUUCAAUAGCUGGCCGUGGAAGUGCCUCACCUCGAGCUCGAUCAUCAGAAGAGAGUCUCUUUCUCCUCCUGCACCCGACUCAGAGAUGGGCCACGAACUCUCGCCGGGAUGGGAGAGAAGAGAAGAGAAGAGAAAAGAUGGUGGUAGGGGGAGCAGCAAUGGCGCAGACAAUUGUUGGGGAGGGGGACUAAUUGGAACUUGAACAUUCUCCUGAACCAAAGAUGGGAUCGAUAAGUAAUCAAUCCAGAGCAGAUAUCCUUCCUUUAUCCACAGUGUGUGAAGAUUAGUUGCAUCUGAUGUUUUUUUCUCUUUGAUAAGAGGACUCUUUCACCCCUUGUUUCUGCAGCAUUACAUGCUCCAAAACUAACCAGCCGUCAACCACAAUCAGCUACUCUUUGGUGGCUGAACCUGCCCCUUUUAAGUUUUACCACCAGAAACUGGUUGGCAGUAUGCGCCAGUUUGGUAUCAGGCCCCUGUGAGGAGUCAGCGUUAACACUGGCAAGGCUGGCAUUCCCGAGACCACGACCACGCCUCACUGGAUUGUUCUGAUGAUGGGGUUGUGGCUGGACAUGGAGGUCCAGAGUUCUUUAGUGGGAGUGAAGCAGUGACCAUCCGAUUUACUCUGGUCCCUUAACACUCAUCCUUGCGCGGCACGGUGGUAGAGCUGCUACCCUACAGUGCCACGGGUCCGGGUUCGAUCCCGACUACGGGCGCUGUCUGUACGGAGUUUGCACGUUC
This is a messenger RNA of Amblyraja radiata (thorny skate), 2536 nucleotides long. It is a transcript of the gene sars2, whose product is annotated as seryl-tRNA synthetase 2, mitochondrial. Bases 1 to 1554 code for a protein of 517 amino acids. Lineage: Eukaryota; Metazoa; Chordata; Chondrichthyes; Rajiformes; Rajidae. Gene Ontology annotation, molecular function: ATP binding; serine-tRNA ligase activity. The transcript has 16 exons. Gene Ontology annotation, biological process: seryl-tRNA aminoacylation. The record is from RefSeq and is a predicted model, not a curated record.